CAGACGGAGCCACACAUGUGGAUGUCCGCUUUCCAGAUCAAGACCUGUGUCGUGACGUGCUUCUGACCGGGUCACAUGUCUCUUGAUAUAGCAAGUCUUUGCCGCACUGACGAAAAGACAGAGGUAUGCAAAUCUGUUCACUCGAUAGUCUGCGCCCAUUUGAGGGAACAGACCCUUUGCCGCACAAACACUUCAAGCUUCGUAAACACCUUAGCAACCUUAACACUUGGCCCAGCGUCUGUCACCGGCCGCUCCUUUUACUCGAUCCCACCAUUGACCACCCCACCUACAGCGAAGCUGAUGCACUGAUUUCGUGGUCUGAGGCCAGAUGGUAUAAGCCGGGGACCAUAGCUUGCUUUUGACACGUUCUUCGCUCCACAUUGAGGGUUGGAAGAGCCUGAUGAACGAUUCCUUGUACUUGUCGAGACCGUAAAUGACAUAGGCAAUAGCCAAGUGUUCGACAAGGCGGUCCAUAUUAAAGCCGCCCUGGUUGGAGAAUGGCCACUUCUUGCCAUGUGAUAGCCCGUGGGGGAUCAAAAAGUCGAUGGCUUUCUUAAUGCUGCCCCCGCUCUUUGCAACGUAGUGGUAGUUGUCAACCUCAACAUUGGCGGCGACCCGUGCGAGAAGCAGCUGCGCAUUGAGGCCAAACAAGGAAUAGAACCACGACGUUGCUCGCUUUACUUCAUGCUUUUGCACGCCUGUGUGGUCGAUCUGCACGCCUAUCCUCUUUUCCAGGGCCAUCCUUGCCUUUCGGUUUGCCAGGUCCGUCUCCUUGAGGAAGAGCGCGGUUGAGAUGUACUGGACGUCAUAGAGCAGGCCGUGGUUAUUGUUGCGCGCAGAUUCUUUUUUGCCAUGGUUGCUAUUUGUUUGCCAGUCGAUGUAUUCCUCGAACCACGCUUGCAUCCCGUUUUCGUCCUGCUCAGUCCAAUGCUUGGAGUUCUUGAUGAGGGCGAUGCCAUCAAAGAGUUGAUAGGAGACAGACAUGUCGACAACUCCCUGUCUACGACCACGGGGGUGCCCCCUUACAAUCUGGGCAUACUCCAGAUGCGGGUUCAUGCGCGUGUCGUCGUCGAGGAACCAGACCCGUAUCUUUUCCACGGCAUCUUUGGCAUAUCUUUCGUCCUCUAGGAAGUAGUAUCCCAGCCCAAGCCUCUCCACACUCAAGAACAAGUCACGCAGGUUUUUGUAAUCCGGUACAGAGUGGAUCUCCGGGUUCGUUUUCCCAUCGAUAUUAAUAUAGGGAAGGCCGGAUGGAUUUUCCUUUGUGACGUUGGGCCACCAGUAACGCGCCAAACUCAUGUAGUCAUGCUUGUCCCUACUAGGGGGCCGGUCGCUCUUGUCAAGCACUGAGACAGGCUCCUUCUGAAGAAUGUGUUCGCAUUCGUCG
This is a messenger RNA of Vitrella brassicaformis, 1387 nucleotides long. NCBI's taxonomy places the organism in Eukaryota, Vitrellaceae. The record is from the annotation of a GenBank genome assembly.